AUGAGUUCCCUGGUAGCGCCCGCCCGAGGCGGGUCAUCAACCGCAUCAGGUCGGUCCUCCAUUAUCGACUCCUUACGCAACUGCACUUUUUCCGGCGUUAUGAUCCAUAAAGAGGAGCUGAAGAAGAAAAUUAUGAUGCCGGAGUACUUAAGGCUUGCCAUGAAGGAAGCUAUUCAAGCCAAGGAUGAUGAAGCCGAUACUAUUAGUCAGCUUUUCGAAAAGGCUCGUGCGGUUGGAGCCGAGCCGCCUCAGAUUCCAGAGUCUCCGUUGGUUGUUUUUAUUAACUCCAAGAGCGGUGGGCGUCACGGACCUAAACUAAAGGCCCGACUUCAGAUUCUCAUGGGCGAAGAACAGGUUUUUGACCUCUCAUCGGUGAAGCCUCAUGAAUUUGUUCAAUAUGGAUUGGCUUGCCUGGAGAAUUUUGCUAGGCUUGGAGACACCUGUGCUAAAGAGACUCGUGAAAAACUAAGGGUUGUGGUUGCAGGAGGUGAUGGUACUGUUGGGUGGGUCCUUGGGUGUCUAGGAGAACUUAACAAACAAGGACGACUUCCAGUUCCACCGGCUGCUAUUAUUCCUUUAGGUACAGGAAAUGAUCUGUCCCGGAGUUUUGGUUGGGGUGGGUCUUUCCCAUUUAACUGGAAAUCAUCCAUAAAAAGAACUCUUGACAGAAUAGGCAAUGAUCCUACUUGUUAUCUGGACAGUUGGCAUGUCUUAAUAUCAAUGCCAGCUGAGGGGGACUUGGAUAUACCUUAUUCUCUCAAGGCAACAGAAGAAACACCUCUUGAUCAGGAACUGGAAGUUGAAGGAGAGUUGCCGGAGAAGGUUUCUUGUUAUCAGGGAGUCUUUUAUAAUUAUUUCAGCAUAGGAAUGGAUGCCCAAGUUGCGUAUGGUUUCCACCAUUUACGCAAUGAAAAACCUUAUCUGGCUCAGGGUCCUAUUUCAAACAAGUUAAUUUAUUCGGGAUAUAGUUGCACGCAAGGCUGGUUCUGCACACCAUGUACCAGUGAUCCUGGAUUACGGGGACUGAAUAACAUCUUAAGAAUAUACAUCAAGAAGGUGAAUUGUUCAGGAUGGGAGCAAAUCCCAGUCCCAUCAAGUGUGAGGGCUAUAGUUGCUCUAAAUCUUCCUAGCUAUGGAAGUGGAAGAAAUCCAUGGGGCCAUCUCAAGCCAGAGUAUUUAGAGAAGAGAGGAUUUGUUGAUGCCCAUGCCGAUGAUGGUUUCUUAGAAAUUUUUGGUCUGAAACAAGGGUGGCAUGCUUCAAUGGUUAUGAGUGAGCUUAUCUCCGCCAAACACAUAGCCCAGGCUUUGGCAAUUAGGUUUGAGCUGAGAGGAGGAUCAUGGAAGAAGGCAUAUAUGCAGAUGGAUGGUGAACCGUGGAAACAACCAAUGGACAAGGAGUUUUCGACCUUCGUAGAACUUAAACGGGUACCAUUUCGCUCGCUUAUGGUCAAAGGACAGUAA
Fraxinus pennsylvanica is the source of this 1461-nucleotide messenger RNA. NCBI's taxonomy places the organism in Eukaryota, Viridiplantae, Streptophyta, Magnoliopsida, Lamiales, Oleaceae. The record is from the annotation of a GenBank genome assembly.